AUGGGGAAACCAUCCCAGACAGACAGGAAGAACACCGUGCUGAGCCGUCGAUAUAUCGAGGGUUUGAUCGCAGACAACAAGCAUGUCUUAAUUUUCGAGGGCCGGGUCCUCAAGGUGGAUGCCUUCCUGAAGUUUCACCCUGGCGGUGAAAAGCCCAUCAAGCACAUGGUGGGCAGGGAUGCUACAGACGAAAUCAAUGCGCUGCACUCCAGAGAAGCCCGCGACCUUAUGCUGUCAUACCAGAUCGGACGAAUUGAAGGACUUUGGGUCAACUUUCUACCGCCAAUUCAAGGGGGCAAGUUCCGGCCGUACGUGGAGGACUCUUGUUCCAGCGAGGACGACCUGCCCAGCCAAGACAUUUCCAGCCAGGAAGGGUCCAUCCCACCCUCCCCCGUAUUCGAGCCAGCCGACAAGACCGUUCAGCGAAGGAAAGAUACCAAAAAACCUGUAAUUGCGGACUCACAGCCGAAGCCGGCCUUCCUCGAUGCUCGCACGCGGCAGGAGAUCAUUUUCGACAAGGAGAAAUACCCAUCGCUUGACCAGGCAAGCCAAGAGAGCAUCAAGCAGAAAUAUCGUGACCUGCACGACCGCCUCUAUGCCGAAGGGCUAUUUGAGUGUAACUACUUUGCCUACUUUGUCGAAUGCUGUCGCUACAGUCUCUUCGCCGGGCUUGCCUAUACUUUCCUGCGAUUGGAAUGGUGGGCAACAUCUGCAUUCUUUCUCGGUUGUCUCUGGCACCAGCUGGUGUUCACAGCACAUGAUUCCGGCCACAUGGGUAUCACGCAUAACUUUCAUGUUGAUACCGUGAUCGGAAUUCUCAUCGCCGAUUUCUGCGGAGGUUUGAGCCUGGGUUGGUGGAAGCGGAGCCACAAUGUGCACCAUAUCGUGACAAAUGAGCCUGAGCAUGACCCUGAUAUCGAGCACAUCCCGUUCUUUGCCAUCUCGCACCGCUUCUUUGAUAGUCUCCGGAGUACUUACUAUGAUCGCACUAUGGCCCUCGACGCCGUGGCGCGAGUCACGCUGAAGGUCCAGAACUGGACCUAUUACCCUAUCAUGGCCCUGGCCCGGUUCAACCUUUAUGCCCUGAGCUGGGAAUACCUGCUCAAGGGCCAGGCGCCAAAGAAAGGCCCUGCGUGGUGGCAUCGAUGGCUCGAAAUCGCAGGGCAGGUGUUCUUUUGGUACUGGUUUGUCUACGGUAUCCUGUACAAGACCCUGCCUGACUGGAAAACCCGAUUUAUCUACCUGAUGAUCUCGCACAUUGUCCCAUCACCUUUGCACGUGCAGAUCACUCUGUCCCACUUCGCCAUGUCCACCGCCGACUUGGGAGUCACCGAGUCCUUUCCCCAGAAGAUGCUGCGCACCACCAUGGACGUUGACUGCCCAACUUGGCUUGAUUUUUUCCACGGGGGCUUGCAAUUCCAGGCUAUCCACCACCUAUACCCGCGGAUGCCGCGCCACAACCUCCGCCGGGCUCAGAAGUAUGUAUUGGAGUUCUGCAAGGAGACUGGCAUCCCAUAUGCCAUCUUCACUUUCUACGACGGGAAUAAGCAGGUCAUCGGCAAGCUCGGUGAUGUGGCGAAGCAGCUGCGCCUGAUGGAAGAAUGCCGGAGGUCGAUUGCUCAAGAUGGUGUUUUCUCGCAUCAUUAG
Penicillium chermesinum is the source of this 1647-nucleotide messenger RNA. RefSeq names its product fatty acid desaturase. Gene Ontology annotation, biological process: lipid metabolic process. Gene Ontology annotation, molecular function: heme binding; oxidoreductase activity, acting on paired donors, with oxidation of a pair of donors resulting in the reduction of molecular oxygen to two molecules of water. Gene Ontology annotation, cellular component: membrane. The transcript has 2 exons. Bases 1 to 1647 code for a protein of 548 amino acids. The record is from RefSeq and is a predicted model, not a curated record. Lineage: Eukaryota; Fungi; Ascomycota; Eurotiomycetes; Eurotiales; Aspergillaceae.